GCGCCUGCCUGCGCUGGCCAGGCUGAUGCUGUGAACGGAAGGGAGUAGGGCGGACACGCGCAGAAGUGACGCGCAUGUCAACGGCAGCAUCUAGCAUAGGUGUUUUCUCUCUGCCCAGCUGAUUAUCCGAGCCGGCUUCAUUAUUUCCCCACCUACCUAGCAAUAGGAAUCCAAAAUGACGACCGCCCCGUACAACUACUCCUACAUUUUUAAAUAUAUCAUCAUCGGGGAUAUGGGCGUGGGCAAGUCCUGCUUGCUACAUCAGUUCACAGAGAAGAAGUUCAUGGCGGACUGCCCUCACACCAUUGGUGUGGAGUUCGGCACGCGUAUCAUGGAGGUGAGUGGGCAGAAGGUCAAACUCCAGAUCUGGGACACGGCUGGACAGGAGCGCUUCAGAGCCGUCACCAGGAGCUACUACAGAGGAGCCGCAGGAGCGCUGAUGGUCUAUGACAUCACCAGGAGGAGCACGUAUAACCACCUGAGCAGCUGGCUGACGGAUGCUCGAAACCUCACCAACCCAAACACAGUCAUCAUCCUGAUUGGCAAUAAAGCGGAUCUGGAGGCGCAAAGGGACGUCACAUAUGAGGAGGCCAAGCAGUUUGCUGAGGAGAACGGUUUACUCUUCCUAGAAGCCAGUGCUAAGACUGGGGAGAAUGUGGAGGACGCGUUCCUGGAAGCUGCUAAGAAGAUCUACCAGAACAUCCAGGACGGCAGUCUGGACCUGAACGCGGCCGAGUCGGGCGUCCAGCACAAGCCCUCGGCACCACAGGGGGGGCGGCUGGGUAACGACACCCCCUCCCAGAAGGAGGGCUGCAGCUGCUAGGGACACACACACGCACUGGCCCUCACAAACAAGCGUCCUUUCACCCCCUCCACACACACACACACACACACAUGCACGCACACUCAGAAACACACACACACACGCACGCGCCACACACGUCCUAUCUGUCUGAAGUUCUAUGGGCGGCGCAAAGUCCUACAGACUUCUGAGGAUAUUGUUUUAUUCUUUUCUGGACCUCCAACCCCCAAUCUCUUUCUUUCUCUUACACACACACUGUCAGCAGGCUUCUCUCUCUCUCUCUCUCUGUGUGUGUGUGUGUGUGUGUGUGUGUGUGUGUGUGUGUGUGUGUGUCUCUGUGUAUGAGGGGGGUGUGCAUCAGAUGAACCUGGAGUCCUCAGUGUUGUUGGGGCAUGAGUGAUCAGUGUUGUUGGGGCAUGAGUGGCUUGUGUCUUUCCUUUUUAUUUGAGUUUUUUUUGUUUGUUUCCUCUUUUGUAAGACCUUUUGCUUAACUUAUUCUGGCGGUGAGGAUGGGGG
This is a messenger RNA of Alosa alosa (allis shad), 1318 nucleotides long. Its product is annotated as ras-related protein Rab-14-like. Gene Ontology annotation, molecular function: GTPase activity; GTP binding. The transcript is spliced from 8 exons. NCBI's taxonomy places the organism in Eukaryota, Metazoa, Chordata, Actinopteri, Clupeiformes, Clupeidae. Gene Ontology annotation, cellular component: Golgi apparatus; trans-Golgi network; phagocytic vesicle. The coding region runs from base 176 to 823 and encodes 215 amino acids. Gene Ontology annotation, biological process: defense response to bacterium; endocytic recycling; Golgi to endosome transport. The record is from RefSeq and is a predicted model, not a curated record.